UGUGCGCUGCGCAAGCGUACAGUGUAGACGUGUUCCAAAGUUAUAUUAAAAAUCAUUUACGCAUGACAUGCAAAUUUCAACUAUAACAGUAGUGUACAGUGCAUUCAAAUCUGUUUAACGAGUGUUGUAUACAUACAUCCUUUUGACUGUGCGCCUGCACCACUGCGCUCAAACAGGUAAACAGCGCCACGGAUGUACAAUGUCGCGGCUCGUUCGCUCGCCAAGUGGAGGCGGCAUAAACGACGGAUCCGGCGGUUCUCAACCGAACUUAAGUGCCUUAGCUACGGACAAUGAUAACCCUCAAAUUACGUUCCGAAAUAAACGUAAGCUGCAUACUGAUAAUGACCAGAUCGUAAACGAGCUAUCUGAUCUUAGAAAAGAAAUUGCAGAAAUGAUGAUAUUUAUGAGGACAACUAGUAGCACACAAUCAGAAAAUAUAAGUAAGCUCCGUCAGGAUAUUACCGAUAUAAAAAGCCAGGUAAACACCAUCAGCAACAAUAUGGCUACUAUGAGCACAGAACAAGACAAGCUGCGAACGGAUGUGCAACGCUUAGUCGCUUCAACGGAAGCCACAGAAGAGAGAAUUAAGCUCCUGGAAAGUGAUAUCAACUUACUAAAGUCAUCCUCACCUGGAUGUACUAACCAAACGCCAAUAACCUACGAAUCUUACGAUAAACUAAUCAACGAAUGUCAAGAACGAAACAUACGAAAUAAAAAUAUCGUUAUAGCUGGCAUAAUAGAAUCUACUGCUGAGAACGCCGCAGAACGACUAGAACACGACACACAAGAGGUAUUGAAAAUUACUAAAAUGGUUCUUAACGACUGCCCGGACCCUCAACAAAUAUUCAGAUUAGGCAAAUAUCAGCCUAAUAAAAAUAGAGUCAUAAAAGUUUGUUUUACAUCAGAAAAUGUAGCAAAACAAUUGCUCCGUAACAAAAAGAAUGUAAAGCUAAAUAAUAUAAAAAUCUACUCGGACCAGACACCUUACCAGCGAGAAGUCCUAAAAAAACUGCAGCAGGAACUACAACAGCGAACUGAAAAUGGAGAGUGCAACUUACUUAUCAAGUACGAAAAAGGGGUACCUAAAAUAAUAAAGUCUCAGCCAAAAAACUCCACAGCGACGGAAGCCAAAUCUUAAGCCCGUCCAAUGACGGUAAUGUCUCAUAUCAAAUUGCCCAUACAUAUUCCGAAAUUAACACCACCAAUAGAUCAAUCAAAUGUUUUUAUGCUAACGUACGCAGCAUAAUCAAACCAGGAAAAUUUGACGAGUUAAAAUGCAUUCUCCAAUCUUUCCAAUGUACUAUUCAUAUCAUCGCAUUGUCCGAAACAUGGAUCAAGGACGAGGAUGAAGGACGCAGACUUCAGAUGCCCGGUUAUUGUCACUACUAUAAUUUCAGAAGCAAUUCAAGAGGGGGCGGCGUUUCCAUCUUCGUCCACGAAUCUCUGACCCAUCAUCUCAUAGAGGAGCGCUGUGUUAAUGAUAACCACUUUCUUUGGGUACACAUAAACAAGUAUUCUUUGGAUGUUGGAAUUGUGUACAAACCUGAACGAACCAAUUCAAAUGAUUUUUUGGAUGAAUAUGCGCUCCAACUUCAGAGAAGAAAGAGAGUCCUAAUCUUUGGAGACUUCAAUUAUGACCUAUUGAAAUCUAACACAACGACUCACAAUUAUAAGCAAGUCCUUAAAGAAAACGAUAUUCAAAUUCUGAAUAAGAUUAACCAUGAAUUUUGCACACGGGAGACACACACAACGAAGACCAUAUUAGACCAUGUAUGUUCAAGUCUUAAGCAAAAUGACUUCCAUCUAGCUAUCAUAGAUUCAGCCAUGGCUGAUCAUAAACAGAUUUUCAUAGAGGUGAAAAAAUAUCAGUCACGUCCUACAAGACAAAUACAAUAUGAAGCAGUAGACUACAAUAAAUUAUAUGCGACUUACAAGUCUUUACGCGAGGAUAAUACAGAAGACACGUAUGAAAACCUGGAAAAAAAGAUUUUAAUCUGUUUAUCGAAGUGUAAAAUUAAAAAAUACAAGUAUUUAAACCAACCUAGGCAAGAAUGGAUUAACAAAGGUGUUAUAGAUGCAAUAAAUAAACGAAACAAACUGUGGCAGCUGAAAAAAUCCAACCCAACUCUCAUGAACAUAGAUGAAGAUCUGAAAAAGGAGAUAAAAUCCGUAAAAGAAAUCAUACAAAAAUCAAAAACUACGUACUACCUUAAAACCUUCAUUGCAUGUGUAAAAAAACCCGCGAAGAUGUGGAAUUUAAUAAAUAGUCUCUCCAUUAAUAAAGUCAAGGACGUAACAUCACCUACGAGACUUGAAAUCAAUUCAAAAAUUGUUACUGAUAGUGCAGAAAUAUGUGACCAUUUUAAUCUAUAUUUCUCUAUGAUAGGAUCAGACUUAGCAAAUAAAAUACCUGUAAUGUACCACGCACAUGAGUGUCCUCAAGUCACAAAUGUCAAUGAGAUACGCAUAUUUGAUCCAGUUACUCCGGAUGAAGUGGAUAACAUAAUUAAAAACUUAAAAUUAAACUGUAGCUCUGGCAUAGACGGAAUAACCACUAAAUCAAUUAAAUCUAUAAAAUUACUUAUAAUAGAUGAACUUACCAAUUGCAUAAAUAAAUGUUUUGAUCAGGGUAUUUUCCCCGAGAAUCUUAAAAUUGCCAAAGUUACACCAAUUUAUAAGUCCGGAAGUAAAUUGGAUCCGGGUAACUAUAGGCCCAUUUCUGUGCUCCCAGUUCUAUCAAAAGUUUACGAAAAAGUAAUUUACAAUCGUCUAAAUAAAUUCCUAACUUUAAACCAAAUUCUAUCUCCAAAACAAUAUGGGUUCAGGCAAAAGUCAAAUACCCUUUCUGCUACAAUUGACCUCGUCACACGAAUAAAAAAUAAUAUUGACCAAAAGAAAAUCGUAUUAGGCGUCUUUAUUGAUUUAAAGAAAGCCUUCGAUACGGUGAGCCAUCAAAUACUACUACAUAAAUUAACUAGUAUAGGAGUGACUGGCAAAGCUUAUGAAGUUCUUAAAUCUUAUCUAUCAAAUCGUUUUCAAAUAGUAAAAAUUAAUGAUCAGCAAAGUAGCCACAGACCCAUUAUCUACGGUGUUCCUCAAGGUUCCAUUUUGGGGCCACUUUUAUUUUUAAUAUACAUAAAUGACAUACAGAAUAUUGGCCUCAAAGGAGAUUUAACACUCUACGCUGAUGAUACCAGUAUUUUUUAUCACGGCUCUUCCAUUUCCGAAAUUAUAACUGAUGUUCAAAACGAUCUACAGUUACUUAACACUUGGUUUUUGCAUAAUUUACUAACUAUUAAUAUUGAUAAGACAAAUUACAUCAUCUUCGCUGCGAAAAACAAAAAGAUAGAAGCCUUUACAGAUCCCACCUUAAAUUCUAAAUCAAUUACAAAAAAAACUUCCGAAAAAUAUCUAGGCUUAAUACUCGAUAGCAAGCUCACGUGGGAACCACAUGUUCAGAAAAUAAAGUCAAAAUUAUCAUCAUUAACUGGGGCACUCCGAAGUGUAGCACAGUGUCUACCGCACAAAGUAAGAUAUAUGAUAUAUAAUACAUUAAUUAAGCCACACAUUGAUUAUCUUAUAGAGAUAUGGGGGGCCGCGGCCAAAAUACAUUUAAAAAAAAUACAAACUGCCCAAAAUAAAUUAAUUAAAACUUUAUUUAAUUAUAACUACCUAACUCCUUCUGAGACACUUUAUAAAAAUACAAAAAUAUUUAGCAUAACACAAGCAUAUAUCUACAACACAUGUAUACUGGUACGUAAAA
Cydia pomonella (codling moth) is the source of this 3763-nucleotide messenger RNA. RefSeq lists its product as uncharacterized. The record is from RefSeq and is a predicted model, not a curated record. Bases 200 to 1138 code for a protein of 312 amino acids. The transcript has a single exon. NCBI's taxonomy places the organism in Eukaryota, Metazoa, Arthropoda, Insecta, Lepidoptera, Tortricidae.